AUGUCACAUCCAUACAAACAAUUACAAUGGAAAGGAUCGUCGACUCCGCGUGCCAAAGCCGUUCCGGAGGCCUUGUGGGAAAUGCACAAGAAUGAAUUGUGCGAGUUAUAUAAGAUGAUGACGAUUGACGAAGUAAUGUCACAUAUGAAGACCAGACAUGGUUUCACGCCGUCCCACCGUCAAUAUGUUUCUCAAUUCAAAAAAUGGGACAUCAGAAAGAAUCGUUCAGAGAAGAUGGAGGUAGCACCAACACACAAUGUUUUGGAAGUUCCAGAUUCAGUUGUGCAUCAGCUCCCUGGAGACGACUCAUCUGUCUCUCACAGCGGGUCAACUGUGCAUGAGUUUAGUACUAAGCGGCCACGACCCCCGAGCACGAAAGAGCCAGUCUUGCCUCCAGUCAAAAAACAAAGAACAGUUUCAAGCUCUCCACUGCUAGACUGUACGGUCUCAGACAAACAAGAGCAUUCUGAAACAUCUGAGGUACUAAAAGAAAAGUCUUGUUUGCUGGAGAAUGCCACCUCUGUGAGACAAGAUCAGCUGGAUACUGAAGAACAGUCAACUUCAGAGUCGCGUUCUAUAAACUCAAGCACCACUUCAGGAACCUCAAAGCGACGAGAAAGUUUGGAAACAUUCAGCCCAACGGCAAAAAGUCCGAGUUCAUGUCAUACCAUAGAGAGUAAAACAUCGACCCCGACAAUCAAGACUUUCGCGCUUGAUAAUCCAGCAAAGCUCGAUCUUGCAUUCCUCUUGGAUCUACUCGAAGAUUCACGGGACCAACCACUCUGGACUUGGACAGCCAGAGAUUAUACAUACGAAAACUCCCUUCAACCGAAAACCGGGCUUGAUUGCAGUCGUCUCAUUGAAGAUUUCGCACCAAACGAAUGGGAUGAUAUGAAGCUUGCAGCAGAUCUGCUUUCCUGUCUGGGUCUGAACGAAGAUGCAUUUGUGUUAUAUGUGCUGCUUCUGAGAAGGGUGCGAGAUAAGGGACUCAAAGAGAGUAGUCAAGGUAAGCUUGGGCAUGCCGCCGUUUUAUGCGCCAUCUCGGCGACCACCAAGUCUCAGAUGGAAGUCUCUCAAAACCUGCUAGAGCACGAUCCAACUAUCUCAGACCAAGAACGCAAUUCGUUCCGCAAUCUUCUUUCAGCACUGCUUCUCGAAGCCCCGGCACUAGCAUUUAUCGACUAUGAGGACAAUAGCCGUCCAAAAACGCCACUUUCCAUCCAAAACCAGGUUCUGGAACCGUCUCCAUCAACAAUACAAUGGUUCGCUUCUCCUGGAGUACAAGUCAACUUAGGAAACAAGAGCCCGGCAGCCAGGCGAAUGGGUUUCUGUAUUGUAUGGUGCACAGCCGUACUGUGCUCCACGCUUUUGCGGCCUCGCUCCCAAGCCGCCUACCAGUUUAGUAACUAUUGUUUGCAGACAGGUUCGCGCUAUCACGCCUUCCUCUACGCUUAUUUGUGGCAGUGCUACCUGAUGAAGGACUUAUACGCGGAGUAUGACUUGUGGAAAACAGACGCCGAGGCAGAAGCUGCAAUUUCUGCUUCCGAGCUUCUCUUCAUAGUAGUCGACAUGAUCUGUGACGACAUUUCCGUUGUUCAAAAUAAUGUGUCCGAGGUGGAAUUUGCAAAGCUAGCUCGAGCUGGAGCCACAAAGCUGUUCAACGCGUUAUAUUUCGGAAAACUAAGUUCUGAAAGUCUCAGCGUUCUUGCAUCAAGGAAGAGCUACUUUGGAAGACUUGCGGUGUUGAAAAGGAUCUCCUUUUCGAAGGACGCAGCAGACCACCGACUUUGGAGGGCACUUGGAAGAAAAUUUGUAGAGGAGGCAUUGAAUGUGAAACUACAAGACAUGUCGGCUGUGGAGACACCAAAUCUCCCUUUCGAGGACCAGGAGCAUAUCAAAAGCCCGUCUCAGGACGGGCAUACGCAUCACUUAACCCCAACAAUGGCAUCUUCUCUUCGAUCGUCGCAGGUGUCAUCAUAUCGAAGACUAAAAAGCCUGCGCGCGAAGAUUCAUCAAACCAAGAAAUGGCCUUCACAAGACUCAGAAAGCUCCAAAAUACCUUCCAGUGUCUUUCAGGACUCUUCACAAAUGAACGAAAGCCGCUGGUCUGUUGAUGAACUAACAAUUUCGUAUGCAAGCUCCAUGAGUAUAUCGUCAAAGUCUAUAGCGGGUUCUUUGCGAAUACCACAUCGUCCGAAUCGACAGUCGUUCCAACCAUCUCUAGAUAUGGAAAUGGUUCUUGAUAUGGAACUUACGAUAUGA
This is a messenger RNA of Glarea lozoyensis ATCC 20868, 2262 nucleotides long. RefSeq lists its product as uncharacterized. Bases 1 to 2262 code for a protein of 753 amino acids. The record is from RefSeq and is a predicted model, not a curated record. Lineage: Eukaryota; Fungi; Ascomycota; Leotiomycetes; Helotiales; Helotiaceae. The transcript has 2 exons.